This is a messenger RNA of Trematosphaeria pertusa, 1091 nucleotides long. RefSeq lists its product as uncharacterized. The coding region runs from base 457 to 969 and encodes 170 amino acids. NCBI's taxonomy places the organism in Eukaryota, Fungi, Ascomycota, Dothideomycetes, Pleosporales, Trematosphaeriaceae. The record is from RefSeq and is a predicted model, not a curated record. The transcript has a single exon.
AAAUCGCAAAAGCAAUCUACAUCCUCAGCCGCGAUGCCUGCUCUCUGGUUUGAGUUCUCACAACGUCAGCCUCUCAGAGCUUCGAGAAGUCUUACAUGCAAGGAGUGCUGCACGCUGAAUCCCGAAACCCGCCCAUUCAGGUCAGCCUGAGGUCCCAAGGGUUCUGUCGUCACAGCGAUCGCCGUCCCGACAAGCUUCGUAGCGCUCCCUCAUAAACGACAUGCGAAGCCGGAGCGGGAAAGGGCACGCUUGCGCAGAAGCAGCAAGAGCUCGUUCUGCUACAGUAAGUCAGCACGGCUCACCAACGCUCGUGCUUGCCAGGCUGGCAAAGCGAACAAAAUCCCCUGUUUGAAAGCUUGAACGUGACACGGUUGAGUCGUUGGCUGCUGAAUCAUGGGCCCUUGGGCGCUGUUACGCGCCCGCCGUUGAUCUCUCACACUUUCUGACAGUGGCUCCAUGGCUGUGAUUGGCCUGGUAUGCAAAGCCGUGAGAACGUCGGUCUUUCACGCUGGGACCCUUAACCGCCAUCCAAGACCGCCAUCUCGGUUGCGGAAAAACAGGACCGAUUUUCAAACGACGGUGACCUUGUCGGUGGGAUUCCGACCGUCUGGGCGACCAUACGACGUCAACCGCUCCUGGCGAUACGUCGCCCGCGGCGGCCGCCCACAACGUGGACCGGAAAGGAUUGCGAGCAGUUUGUGCGACAUCACGUGCGCACUCUACUCCUCGUCAACGCGCUGGCGGCUCUGCCGGCUCAAUGCUCCGCGCCGGCGGAUACAGAGAUUCUGGUCUGCAGUCGGCGCUCGAGCCCCAGAAACCGGUGAAAGAUGCGAUCUGACGUGCGACGUGCAGACGCGCACCCCUUCCGAACGCGCGACGAGCGCGGUAAGCUUCGUCAAACUCGAGACUGUCCUGCCAUGUCCCGCAUGUGUCCUCGUGCAGACGUCGACACCGUUGGUCGUCCGUUGAAGGCUCGUCGCGCCCUAGAGGGCUGAUGGCGCGGACUAGGGGUGCUCGAGCGGGAGCUUGGUUGACGUGUUCCCCAAGCUUUCCCAGCCCGGACCAGCUAAGACAUCCAGGCCAACACGGGC